AUGGAGACCAACAACAGCAGAAUCUCGGAAGGAUGGUCUCACCGACUCGGUGGAAUUGACGAUCCCCCUUCAUUGUCCCAGAGUUCUUUGCUCGAGAUCCAAGCCCUCCUUGCUGCAGCAAAUCUCUCUCAAGAAGCCCUCACACAAAGUUUCUCGCUAUAUAUCAAACUCCUUGAUUCCAUUGAGAAUCGAAAAAGUAAAGCAGCUGAGCGUGGAGGAAACAGAGAGUCCAACAUUGUUGCAACAAAUUGGAAGCGACCCGUCAAUGAGGAGGAAGAAGAGUCAGAGGAUGACAUCAAUCCACAGAGUGCCUCUCGUAGGAAGAUUGAUGAAACAGUCCUACCCUGGCUCAACCAAGCAUCUUCUUCCAGCAGAACUUUCCCUUCUGAAUCUCUUGAAAAGACCCGAAUCAUCCUCGCAAAUCUCGCUCGAGAACCAAAGUACGCUCGAUCCACCAUUCAAUCCCAGCCUGAUUGUCCCGUCUUCUCUACCAAAGACUGGGAUGAUAUCGUUAAUGGAAAACCAGCACAUUGCGACCACAUCUUCUCCUCAAUGCAUGCGACCACUCUUGACGAACGCCAGACCCAGAAGUCCCUGGAAAAAGGAUUAACAACUCCGGAGACUGGCAGAUUGUCUUUGCCAAGUACUCCAAAGCCCUCACAUUUGUCUUUCCCCAUCGAGCAUAUCAUUAGACUCUUUGGAGCCCUUCCCGAACUCGAUCAUGACAAAGUCAUCAACUAUGACAAGGCCAUCCUGAGUUCCAGGACCUCUUCUUGCAUUGGAUCCAAGCCUCUCCCUCCAAAGUUAGAGAAUCAGGACAAAGAGAAAAUAAGUCUCGAAGGCGCGAACCUUGCAAGAGGUACAAUGAAGGUCAAUGCCCAAACACAGCCCAGUCCUGUGGGUACCAACACGUCUGCGGAAAGUGUAACCGAAAUGACCAUACCCGUCCAAAAUGCCCAAACUAAAUAUUGGAGCAGACGUCCUCGCUACGCUCAUGCGUUAAUGUGGGACGAUGUUGAAAAGCCUACAGAAAACAUGAGCUUGGCUGAUAGCUCAGUUUAUAUGACUCCUUUACCUCGGCCACCUAGGGAUGUAAUCCUCGAUGACACAGUACUAGAUACAAUUUGA
Molecule: messenger RNA, 1128 nt
Organism: Lentinula edodes (shiitake mushroom)
Lineage: Eukaryota; Fungi; Basidiomycota; Agaricomycetes; Agaricales; Omphalotaceae
Exons: 4
Coding region: 1-1128 (375 amino acids)
Source: RefSeq, a predicted model, not a curated record